Messenger RNA from Sciurus carolinensis (gray squirrel), 3201 nucleotides. RefSeq names its product sodium-dependent glucose transporter 1B-like. Bases 798 to 2174 code for a protein of 458 amino acids. NCBI's taxonomy places the organism in Eukaryota, Metazoa, Chordata, Mammalia, Rodentia, Sciuridae. The transcript is spliced from 4 exons. Gene Ontology annotation, biological process: transmembrane transport. The record is from RefSeq and is a predicted model, not a curated record.
CUCACCCCUUAAAUUGGUGUUCCGAGGCUGCAGCUUCGGUUGGCUCUGCCAAGGUGCGCGGUGUCCCUGGCCUUAGUGGUCUCAUCUGAAGUGCGAUCCGGAGCGCGAGUGCCCGCUGCGUGUCACACCUGCGCAUCCCAAAGUCCGACUUUCUUGGGGGCGGUUCUCGGGGAGGCGGCGACUUUGCCAACAGUCGGGACGCAAGGGACAGGACCGUGGCUCACCUCAGAACCUCUGAAGCUCGGUUGAACGGAGAACCGCAGCAAGACCAUUUCGGAGUCACCAAGCUGGAGCUGGAACUGGAGUUUCGUGGGACCCAGGCCGCGGCUGCUGGGCAGCGGCUCCUCCAGGCGGAGGCCCCGGCCGGGAAUAAGCCGGAGACGGUGACGGUCUCCCGGCCAAGCGGCAGCGCCGCGAGCGUGCUGCGCUGGUUCACCACCGUGAUCCUGUAUGCGGCCUUCCUGGGGCUGGUGAGAGCUGGGCUGCGACCCUCCCAGGCCCUGGCGAGCAGGCGCCCUGCAGAGCAAGUGGCGCAGGUGGAGUCCGAGCUUUGCCAUCUGCGCACUAUGUGACCUUGGGCACUUUAUUUUAUCAGCCUGGGCAUCUGUUCGGUCAUCUGCAAAAUGGGCACAAUUCGAAUCAUGGAGGGUUAUUGUCAAGCGCAAAAUUGAUUUUCUUAAUGUGUUUUCCAACUGAGUAACCUUUCCUACAUCUCCUAUUUGAGUUAGAUACAAGAGAGGUUGCGCAGGUCUUUAGCGGCUGCUCUCCGCAUCCACCCACUCAAGGCCAAAAUUAUUAUGCAGAAAGCUGCUUUUCUGGGAUAUCCUCUUCUAAGUGUCCUGCUCAGAGUCAACUCACCUCUUAAUUUUGAGGAUAGGGAAACAGGCAAAGAGGAAAGUGACUUUUCCCUUAUCAAACAGCUGGGAAUGUGUAUCGGUAUACUGGGACCCACCUUUCAAGAUUUGGCAAGAAAUGUGAACAGAAAUAUCAGCAGUCUUUCUCUCAUUUUUGUGGGCCGUGCCUCCGGAUAUUUGUGUGGCUCUAUGAUUGGUGGAGUUCUUUUUGACUAUAUGAAUCAUUUUUUACUUUUGGGGAUGUCAAUGUUAGCUACUGCAGUUGGUCUUUUUCUUAUUCCUUUUUACAAGAGAGCAAUAGUAAUGAUCAUCAUGAUGUCUGUCUUUGGUGCUUCAGGGAGCAUUGUGGGUAUAGGUGGUAAUGUCCUCAUCUUGGAUAUUUGGGGGGAUGAAGGAGCCCCACACAUGCAGGCCUUACACUUCAGUUUCGCCUUAGGUGCCUUUCUGGCUCCACUUCUGGCUAAAUUGGCCUUGGGUACCACAGUGUCUGCUGAAAACCACACAGAGCCUGACUUUCAGCCUCCAGCCACCAAUGGAUCAUCUGAAGCUGACUCGGCCUCUCUGUUUGGAUUGCCUGAUAACAUGAAUCUCCUGUGGGCUUACGCUUUUAUUGGAACUUAUAUCUUCAUAGUGUCUGUCUUCCCAUUUGCUCUGUUUUUCAAGAAAAGCUCAAGGCAGGAAAAAUCAAAAGCAUCUGCUCAGGGAUAUAGAAGAGCUGAAUAUCACAAGAGCCUUCUCUGCUUCCUUUUCCUGUUCUUCUUUUUUUAUGUUGGAGCAGAGACAACAUAUGGCUCUUAUGUUUUCUCCUUUGCCACCACCCAUGCCGGCAUGGAAGAACGAGAAGCAGCUGGGUUGAACUCCAUCUUCUGGGGGACCUUUGCAGCCUGCAGGGGCCUGGCAAUCUUCUUUGCUACCUGUCUACAGCCUGGCACCAUGAUUGUGUUGAGCAACAUUGGCAGUCUGGCUUCAUCUUUGCUUAUGGUGCUUUUUGACAAGAGUCCACUUUGUCUCUGGAUUGCCACUUCGGUGUAUGGGGCCUCAAUGGCAACCACGUUUCCCAGUGGUAUUUCCUGGAUUGAACAGUACACAACCGUAAGUGGGAAAUCUGCAGCCAUUUUGGUAGUUGGUGCUGCCCUGGGAGAAAUGGCUAUUCCUGCAGUAAUUGGAAUUGUUCAAGGACAAUACCCAGAUUUGCCCAUAGUUCUGUACACCUGUUUGGGGUCAGCAAUAUCCACUGCUGUUAUAUUUCCUGUGCUGUAUAAAUUAGCCACUUUGCCUCUGGAUCACCAGCAAAAAGCAAACAGAAAGAUUGAGAACUAAAAGACUUUGCUUUCCAACUCUGAGCUAAAUGACUAUGAGGAGGAAAAUGAAGGGGAGGAUGUAGAAAAAAUGAGAUGAAAUGGAUUUUGAAGUGGUAGAAAUAAAUGAUAAAGUAAGAUAUUCUUUCAUAGAGACAUCUGGAGAUAAUUCAAUGGAGCCCAGAGCCCAGAUGUUUCCAACCAACCACUCUCAAAUGCAUUGAUGUUUGGAUCUUCUCCAGUUAAUCUGGCCAUUCCCCUCUGAAGCAUCUUGCCAGAAACCAGGAAAAAAGGGACUAACACUUAGAGGAGAUGAAUUAUUUAAGAUUGCCUUGAAUAAAUGCCACCUCUAACCAGGUCAUUCAGAGGAAAGCAUUAGUAGAUUUUUAGCAUGCUUUGGGGAUCAAUUUUUAGGUUCAUUAAUAGCAAAUGCUGAAAAGUUUUUAAAUGUUCUCUAAAAGCCCGAGUCUUCCAGAAACUAUCAAGUGAUGAUAUGGUACAGUAGGAAGUUGUCAUGAGACUAGUGUUUAGCAUGAGGUUGAUUAGGUAAUACUUUAUGGUCUCCACCUUUCAGAGCAGAGAGUGAAGCCAUUUGUGUUUGAGAACUUGGGUAGUAUUCUAAUAGAGCAAUGAAUUUGCUGAGGAGGAGUGCAAUGGAUUUGCUGAAUAAAUUAUCAGAUAGUCAUCUUCUUCCUGGGAAUUUGGGGAGAAUAGUGUCUUUUAAAAGCAUCUUUGGAAUCAGCAGAUGUUUUUAUUAAUUGUUUUAAUCUUAUCUAUAUGGUUAGACAAAGGAAUGCUAAUGAUUUAUUUGAUUUUUGAUUUCUAUAAAGAGAACACAGAACAGAGCCCAUGAGACCUGGAUUCAAGGUGUUUUUCAGUCUACCAGCACUACACUGAGGCCUGGUUUAUAUCAUGUCCUGAUUUAUGAUUCUUUUUUGGGGGGGUACCAGGGAUUGAAUUCAGGUGCACUUGACCACUGAACCACAUCCCCAACCCUAUUUCACAUUUUAUUUAGAGAUGGUGUCUCACUGAGUUGCUUAGCACCUUCC